AUGUCUCAAAACAGAGCCGGUCAUCCGUCGCUUGAGAAGUACGUAGUACUCCUUGCCGAUAGACAAACGGGAGUUGUGGUUAUGGAAGCGCUUGUUUGCGCCGUCCUACUUCUCACAGCUCUGCUGGGGAAUUCUUUAGUUUUGUGGAUGGUGUGGAAGAACAAAAAUCUCCGAACAAUUCCAAACCAUUUUAUCGUUUCCCUUGCUUUUGCCGACAUCGGAAUGGCAGCCAUAUGCCAGCCGCCGUGCCUCACGGUCCUCGUGAUGGGGAAACGAACUUACGGAAAUUUUGUCUGUCAGCUUCAAGGAUAUGCUAUAGCCAUGCUGGCUUGUGUGUCACUUUUAACGCUAACCGUGGUCGCUGUAAAUCGGUACUUUUUAAUCGUCCGUCCCAAGAACUACCAGAAGAUCUUCAGCACAAGGAACACUCGUAUCAUGAUUGCUGUUAUUUGGCUCGUCUCUCUCGUUGAACCAGUACCUUAUCUUGCUUCCAACCAUCGUUACGUGUACCAUGCGGGGAAGUUCUUUUGUUUUCAAGUCGUCGAAGUCGACUUUUUCACUUUACUUGGGUACAUGUUCGUUGUCAUUCCCAUGUUGGUGCUUUCGUUUUGUUAUUACAACGUUUUCAAAGCUUUGAAAGAGCAUAACAAACGGUUCCAUAGCUUGCGACGCCGAGGAGACCAGCCAAACGCUGCAAGGAUCUCUGUUGAGGAGAUAAAUGUGACAAAAACUUUGUUUCUUACAGUUUGCGCCUUCCUAAUCUGUUGGACACCGAUUGCCAUUGUGGAUUUCAUAGGGUUUGGACAAGGAGGCUGGAACCUUCCUCGUGAGGUGUACGUGAUGUACACAUUUUUGGGUCAGUUGAGUACAGUGAUAAACCCGGUCAUUUAUGGCGUCAUGAACAAGACCUUCCGAGACGAAUAUAAGAAGCUGUUUAAAUGGAGCGGUGGAGCCGACAUAACGCAAGAAUCCACUGAAGACACUCCACAGACGCAGGAGAGUAAGUGCUCUGUGCUUUAG
Messenger RNA from Pocillopora meandrina, 1020 nucleotides. The record is from the annotation of a GenBank genome assembly. NCBI's taxonomy places the organism in Eukaryota, Metazoa, Cnidaria, Anthozoa, Scleractinia, Pocilloporidae.